ACCACACCCACACCCUCCUCCCAUCUCACGCAUGCGCAGUGUUUUGAAAUGCAACACUAGUUUCUUGCUAAGUUUGUGUGGCUGUAAACCGGCUCCGCGGUCUGUUGGACCGAUUCUUCGUCCUCUCCGGACAGAAUCCACAGUGGCCGGGCUUUAAAGUGAGAUGCAAGCUGCUAGAAAAAUCAUGAAGGUUUUCGUGACUCGACGGCUCCCGCAGGAGGGAAUGAAGAUCCUGUCAGCGGCCCCUGAGUGUGAGGUGUCUGUGUGGGACUCAGACGAACCUGUGCCGAGAGAAGAGCUCCUGAAAGGCGUACAGAAGGCUCACGGCCUUGUGUGUCUGUUGUCAGAAAAGAUCGAUGCUGAGGUCCUGGAUGCUGCAGGGCCAAACUUGAAAGUAAUCAGCACCAUGUCUGUGGGAUUUGACCACAUGGCUCUUGAUGAGAUCAAAAAACGUGGCAUACGUGUUGGAUACACUCCAGACGUGCUGACUGAUGCCACAGCAGAACUCACUGUAGCCCUGCUGCUGGCCACGGCUCGCAGAUUACCAGAGGGAGUGGAGGAGGUCAAAAAUGGUGGCUGGAGCUCGUGGAAGCCUCUCUGGCUCUGUGGUUAUGGUCUCUCUGGCAGCACAGUAGGAGUCAUCGGACUUGGACGCAUUGGUUUGGCCAUUGCUCAGAGACUCAUGCCUUUUGGAGUGAAGAGGCUGCUGUACUCUGGGAGAACAGCAAAGCCCCACGCAGCAGAGGUCAAAGGAGAGUUUGUUCCCAUGGACACACUUGUGUCCGAGAGCGACUUCAUCGUUGUUUCCUGCUCCCUGACUCCAGAAACCCAGGGUCUUUGUGACAAGGCCUUCUUCAGUAAGAUGAAGAAAACUGCAGUCUUCAUCAACUCAAGCAGGGGGGCUGUGGUGAACCAGGAGGAUCUGUUUGAGGCUUUGAGCAGUGGACAGAUAGCUGCAGCUGGAUUAGAUGUCACAACACCUGAGCCACUCCCAACAAAUCAUCCACUUCUUACACUGAAAAACUGUGUGGUGUUGCCACACAUCGGCAGCGCCACCUACUCCACAAGAGGCGUCAUGUCAGCCUUGGUAGCACGAAACCUGCUGGGUGGCUUACAGGACACACAAAUGCCCAGUGAACUCACCUUCUAGACUGCAACGGAGCCGCCGUGCGCUCCUCUGGGGCUGCACACAUUUCACGUCAGGAAACGAUGAUGCACUGACCUUACAGCGCUCUCUAAUGUGAGCAAAAACAAUAAUAAGAAUACUAACGUAGUUCAGAUACACGUUUUCAUGAUGUCAAAGUGAACUUUGAUUAUAAUUUGCAUUGGAAGGAAGGAAACGUUUGAUUUAUCCUUAUCUUUUUAACCAUAGUCCUUAUCAAAGCACACUAAAGAUGCCUGUGCUUACAUUAAAUGACAUUAGAUAAUUAAAUACAGAAUCAGUGGUAAGUUUUCUCAAUUUAAAUUAAUGACAAUGUCAUAAAGAUCAGUCAUGUACUUGUUGUCUGCACUUUAGUUUAUUAUGAUGAUGCUCCUUGUCUACUGUUGGUAAACAUGGCAACACUCCAGUUCUGUGUCAAAUGAAAUUCACUCUAUUGAAUAAAAAAAAACAAAUUUCAUAUUAA
Solea solea (common sole) is the source of this 1625-nucleotide messenger RNA. It is a transcript of the gene grhpra, whose product is annotated as glyoxylate reductase/hydroxypyruvate reductase a. Lineage: Eukaryota; Metazoa; Chordata; Actinopteri; Pleuronectiformes; Soleidae. The record is from RefSeq and is a predicted model, not a curated record. Gene Ontology annotation, cellular component: cytosol. Gene Ontology annotation, molecular function: glyoxylate reductase (NADPH) activity; NAD binding; hydroxypyruvate reductase [NAD(P)H] activity. The transcript has 9 exons. The coding region runs from base 164 to 1150 and encodes 328 amino acids.